AUCAGGUUUAAGGGGGUGGGUCUCUUUUGAAGUAAUUCAGCAAAACGCUUACUGAGUCACAUCACUAUCCAGCUGAAAGAGAGACAGACAAUCAAACCUGCUUCUCAGGAACAUCGCAACAGAAGAUGACAAUGAAUGCCAGCUUCUUAAACCAGACUUGUGAUGUUUUCAUCUACAAGGAGUCUACGCGGAUCAUCUUUCCUAUUUUUUAUUGCCUGAUUUUUGUCAUCAGCGUGGCAGGUAACAGCCUGGUCCUCUGCAUCACCUGUCAGAAAAAGCAGAAGAUGAACUCCACCACCCUAUAUAUCAUCAACCUGGCCAUCUCUGAUACACUCUUCACUUUGGCUCUUCCCGGCAGAAUCACCUACUACAUCCGAGGCUUCGACUGGCCUUUUGGAGAUUUCUUUUGCCGGCUGACUGCCAUGAUCUUCUACAGCAAUACCUACGCUAGCAUUGCCUUCAUGACUUGCAUCAGUGUAGAUCGCUACUUGGCCAUGCUGCACCGUCAGAGGUGUCAAAAACUGAGGAAAAUCAAAGUCGUGCGAUGUAUCUGCAUUCUGGUAUGGGUGAUGGUGCUUCUUGAGACCUCCCCUCUGCUCUUUAGGAACAUUAUGGAAACCAGGGCCAACCAUCGAACGUGCAUGGAAUUAUUUAAUUUAGAUAGCCACGGGAUGGCUAUCACUCUCCUGUUUGCAUGCAUCAUCGGCUUUUGUUUUCCAUUGGGACUCAUCUUGUGCUGCUACAGUCAGGUCAGUUGCAAGCUCUCAAAGACAGCCAAAGAAAACCCAGUGACCAACAGGUCUGGAAGCAAUAGCAGGGCCAAAAACAUGAUCCUUCUCAUUCUGCUGAGCUUUGUGGUGUGUUUCAGUCCCUACCACAUCAACAUCAUGCAGUUUGCAGUGAGAAGGCUACUCAGUGAGCCCGACUGUGAGGACUUAAAGACUUUGAAAAUGUCUCUGCAGGUAACCGUUGCGAUGAUGAACUUUAACACCUGUCUUGAUCCUAUUAUUUACUUUUUUGCCAUCAAAACAUACAAGCAGAGAGUCAUGAGUCUUUUUAAGAGCUACAUUUCCAUUUCAGCAUCAUCCAGGAGCAUGCAGGAAAACAGCAGCAGUAACACAUGAGGGCUGAAAUUAUGUGAAAAAAACGGUGCAAACUGCAGAGGAAAUGUCUGCACACGUGUGAAAAUGCGGUUGGAUAGCUUUAGAGUACAGUUUCAUAUCUUUUCUUUCUGAGAAAAUACAAUACCUUAUUGAUGGUGUUAAAAUCUCUUUGUUUUUAUUUUUGACAUUUUUGUGAAUUUAAGAUUUCUGACAUAAGAUUACCGAUUUCAUGUUGUUUUUUGUGAUCAUUAUGAAUUUUAAUAUGAAUUUAAUAUAAUUUUGUCACAUUUAGAACUGCUCAUUUUGUUUGUGUAAUAUAUUUCUUAUUGUGAUUAAUAUCUAUGCUAUUGGAAUUUAUUUCCUUUUUUUUUUACUUGGUCAUGUAGGCCUUUCACUGACGUCAAAUAAAAAUUCUGAGAUUUAAUUCUCAAUGUCAAUUAAAAAUUCUGGCAUUUGCUUACCCUCCAAACCCAUACAAAAACUUUAUCAAUUUUAUCAGAUUUAUCAAAAAAAAAAAAGCAAACAAAAAAAACAUGAAAUAUGCCGUUUAAUCCAAUUUGUCUACCCAAAUAAACAUUAAUCUCUUCAUUUGUGUUGAGAAAAAGGUCUUAUGGGCAAGUAAAUGAUAACAGGACUUUCAUUUUUUGUACAAACUAACUCUUCAAGAAUAAUGAAUUAUUUGGAAAAGUCCCUCACAAAGGUCAAGGAGGCUAAAAGACCAUUCUAAGUAUGAGUGAUUAUGUAGGUGUAUGACAUUUCCAUAAGCUGCUGUUUAAAUACUGUGUUUUGCUUUAAAGACGCUCACAAUGUGUAACAUUUCAAGCGAACCCUUAUAAUGGCGUCCCAUUCCAUUUGGAAAUUUUAACUUACGAAGCUGUCAACUUUCUUUGAAUAUCAAUUAAAGAGUUCAUUUACAA
Messenger RNA from Puntigrus tetrazona (Sumatra barb), 2020 nucleotides. RefSeq lists its product as uncharacterized. Bases 126 to 1124 code for a protein of 332 amino acids. The transcript is spliced from 2 exons. NCBI's taxonomy places the organism in Eukaryota, Metazoa, Chordata, Actinopteri, Cypriniformes, Cyprinidae. Gene Ontology annotation, cellular component: membrane. The record is from RefSeq and is a predicted model, not a curated record. Gene Ontology annotation, biological process: G protein-coupled receptor signaling pathway. Gene Ontology annotation, molecular function: G protein-coupled receptor activity; oxysterol binding.